UAUGGAGAAAAAGAUAUUCAAGUAGCAAUAUAUUUUCAUUAAAAUAAUAGAAAAAAAGGGAAUACAGAAAUUUUUUUGAAAAAAGAAAAUGAACAUUGUUUGCUUCGAUUCCGAUGGGCAUGGAAAAAGGACAAAAUUCGCUUGUCUCAAUGACAGUGCUCUACUCACUGAUGCUUAUUCUUCUCGCUUUUCUUCUGUCCUUUUCACGCUUCCCUCCUCCUCUCAAUCACUUUCCCAAAACCCAUUUCCCUGAUCUUCAUCCUCUCGAUUCACUCAUAACCCAUCGUUGAAUCAUCUCCCAUCAAUCUGCUUUUACUUCUUCAUCUGUAUAGCCUUCUUUCUCUCUCAAUUUCGACGUUCAUUGAGUUUUCCAUGCUUAGUCCCAGUUCCCGUUAAAGACCCAGAUUUCCCCAUACGGGUUCUUCGAAUUAGGGUUUUUUUUAGUUCGUUUCCGUGUGGGGGAGACCUUGUAAAGGGAUUUGUUUUCCAAUUAGUCAAGAAUAAUGCCUGUUGCAGGCACUGGAAUGGUUGCUGAAGAGGGAAGAACACCCUACUCGUUUGCUUUAGAAUACGAAGGUCCCCCAAUAUCACACCAUGAUCUUCCGCGAGCUGUUCCAAUUGAUAUUCGUAAGAUUCCUGUGGCUGCGGUUGUUCACAAGUCACGUUUUCCUGAUAACACUGGUAAACACUCUAUGCCUAUUGUACAACCCAUUCUUGCAUCCGACAUCGCCACCAACUUCGCCAAAUUAGACCUAGGGUUGGGUGCCGGUACUGAAACCGAAACCACUGUUUCUCCGGCUCAUGACGGUGGGUUUGAGGAAAGAAGUUCGAGUAAUCCCGACGUGUUCAUUAGUUCAGGCGAGUUUCUGGAUAUGAUUAACAGCUCGGCUGGACUUGGGUCGUCUUCUGUGAGCCAAGAUCACUCAUACGAGCUAUCCGGCAGGGGUGAGAGUUCAGGUACUUUAGGAUUCUCCGAUAGUUUUGAUAAGUCGAGAGAUUUUUCCGGAAAUUCACUAGCGUUUAGAGCUUCAAACGCUUGCAAGGAGAGUCUAGAUUUCAAUGAAUUGAAUCAAUCCGAUUGGGUGUCAAAUGGGUCAAGGUUGAGCUUCGACUAUCCAUCUUCACGUGUCUCUUCUCUCAAAACUGGAGAUUGUAAUAAUGAAGAACCCGAUUGUGAUAAAAGAAGCAACCCACUUAUUACUUUUCGCGACAUCGAAUCUGAAGAUGAAGAUUUUCUUGAUGAUCUUAAUCAACCUCAACCUGAUAUCGUACGUUUAAAAAGAGAACCAGAAGUGAAAACAAGAAAAGGGGCUUGUUAUCGAUGUCUUAAAGGAACCAGAUUCACUGAAAAAGAGGUCUGCAUAGUUUGCAAUGCAAAAUAUUGUGUCAACUGUGUGCUUAGAGCAAUGGGGUCAAUGCCAGAAGGAAGAAAGUGCGUUACUUGCAUUGGAUAUUCCAUUGACGAGUCAAAGAGGGGCAAAUUAGGAAAAUGCUCCCGAAUGCUAAAACGCCUCCUUAAUAACCUUGAAGUUAGACAGAUAAUGAAAGCAGAGAAACUAUGUGCUAUCAAUCAAUUACCUUCAGAGUACGUUUGUGUAAAUGGGAAACCACUUUCUCAUGAAGAACUUUCCAUACUUCAAAGCUGCCCAAAUCCUCCUAAAAAACUUAAACCUGGAAAUUAUUGGUAUGAUAAAGUAUCUGGCCUUUGGGGAAAGGAAGGAGAGAAGCCUUUAAAGAUUAUUAGUCCCCAUUUAAACGUUGGUGCCCCAAUUAUGCCUGAUGCUAGCAAUGGAAACACAGGUGUUUUUAUAAAUGGUCGUGAGAUUACUAAAGUUGAACUAAGAAUGUUACAGCUAUCUGGAGUCCAAUGUGCUGGUAAUCCUCACUUUUGGGUUAAUGAUGAUGGAUCUUAUCAAGAAGAGGGACAGAAAAACACCAGAGGAUAUAUAUGGGGAAAGGCUGGAACAAAGCUGGUUUGUGCUGUUUUAUCACUACCAGUUCCAUCCAAGACAAUUUAUCCCACUGGAGAUCAAUUGAGCAACACACUUAGUCAAUCAAUCCCAGACUAUUUUGACCAAAAUGUCCCUCGGAAGCUUCUUUUAAUCGGAUGCUGUGGAUCUGAACGUGAAAGUAUCAAGUUUAUAAUCCAAAGCAAUGUCUAUGGCUACCUUGGAAUACUCCUUGAAGGACGUGAACGUUUUGAAGAUGAAGCAUUGAAUGAUAUGAAGACAAACGAUAUUUCUGAAAAUGAGAAAACUUUGUAUUCUAUAUGCCCGAGGCUGAAAACGUUUUCUGAUUGGCUGCUUAAAACCAUGGUGGCUGGGAAUCUGGAAGACAUAUUCCCAGCUGCAACAAGGGAAUAUGCUCCUGUUGUUGAGGAACUCUGGAAUCAUCCAGCCAUGAAAGCCACUUACAAGAGGAGAAUGGAAUUGGAGAUGCUCCCCAGUGUUUCCAGUUAUUUCUUGGAGCAGGCUGUUGAUAUAUUAAGAACAGACUAUAUACCUUCAGAUGUGGACAUUUUGUAUGCUGAACAUGUCACUUCUUCAAAUGGUCUUUCAAGCAUUGACUUUUCAUUCCCUCCAUUAUCGCCUGAUGAAACCAAUGACACCACUGAUCAACAUAAUUCUCUACUCAGGUUCCAACUCAUUAGAGUGCAAGCAAGAGGCUAUGGUGAAAACUGCAAAUGGCUAGAAAUGUUUGAAGAUGUUGGAGUAGUCAUAAUCUGUGUUUCCUUGAGUGAUUUUGACCAGUAUGCAACCGAUGUAGAUGGAAAUUUAAUGAACAAAAUGAUCCUAAACAAGAAAUUCUUCAAGAGCAUUGUGACACAUCCAACAUACGAUCAAAUGGAGUUUCUUUUAGUACUAAACAAAUUUGAUGUGUUUGAGGAAAAACUGGAACGGGUCCCACUAACAUGUUGUGAGUGGUUCAGUGAUUUUAAGCCGAUAGUGAGCCGAAACAGCCACAACAAGAACAUAAGUAGCAACAACAUUAAUCAUAGUCCUUCAAUGGGACAAAUGGCUUCACAUUAUGUUGCUGUGAAGUUCAAGAAGCUGUUUGCAUCAAUCACUGAUAGGAAGCUGUUUGUCUCAGUGGUGAAGGGGUUGGAGCCUAAUAGUGUGGAUCAAACAUUAAAGUAUGCAAGGGAGAUACUUAAAUGGGAUGAAGAGAAACCCAAUUUUAACUUUAAUGAAUACUCCAUGUAUAGCAGUGAAGCAAGCUUAAAUUCCCAAUGAUAAUGAUCCCAGAGACAUUAAUGUACAUAAAAUGGUGAAGAACAAGGUAUUCCCAAUUUGAUUUGGUUUAGCUGUUUGGUUGGUUGGGUUGUAUUAUAGAAUUUUAAAAUGAAUCAAAAUUUAGGUGAUGAUAUAAAUGUAUGUAUGUAUCUAUAUUUGUUUGUUUGACUAGCAAGUUAAUUACAUCUUGUUUUUACUUCAAUGUAAAGUUUCAUGGCUUGUUUUGGUUGUGUGCAUGUAUAAAGCAUACAUAACCUCAACAAAGUUUCCAAAAAUGCAGAAUCAAGAAACAUAAAGAAACAAAUUUUACC
Lactuca saligna is the source of this 3544-nucleotide messenger RNA. Lineage: Eukaryota; Viridiplantae; Streptophyta; Magnoliopsida; Asterales; Asteraceae. The record is from the annotation of a GenBank genome assembly.